Molecule: messenger RNA, 843 nt
Organism: Sporisorium graminicola
Lineage: Eukaryota; Fungi; Basidiomycota; Ustilaginomycetes; Ustilaginales; Ustilaginaceae
Exons: 1
Coding region: 1-843 (280 amino acids)
Source: RefSeq, a predicted model, not a curated record
AUGGCAUCUACCUCAGGGGUGCAAUCGCGCGCCUCGGCCAGCGGCAGCAAGAAGGACGAAAACACGCGCGGAAUGCACGCUGACACACUGGACAAGUACGACGACCUCAACGAGCCCAUCCCGACUGAAGAACAGGAAGCUCUUGUCCGCGAGUUGAAGCAGCGCAACGAUGCAUCGAAUUACUUCUACCGCGCUGCGCUGCUGUUCAUGGUCGUGCUCGUAUUCGUGCUCUACCUGACGCCCAUUCCAUCGUUCAUCGACGGAACGCACCCUGAGAACCAUCUGACGCUGUUCCACCACGGCGUACACGUCAUCGGAACCGAAGACCACUUGACGUACCUCCCCGCGUUCCCAUUCUACAUGAUCUUCUUCGGCUUCCAGGGCUACCUGCUCUACCUCUCGAGCUUGGAGUUGCUCUCGCUCAUGGGCCACGACAACGUGCUCAGCAAGAUCACCCGCGCCAACGCGUCGCUCUACCGUUCCCACCCGUUCGGUACCGCCCCCACGUACCUCGUCUCGAUCCUCUCCGACAUCCGCAUCUCGACGGGCAACAAGAUCAACCUCAACGAACGCGCCGAUGCGCCCGCAAAGAUCAACUCGGACAGCAAGGCGCUCUACGACAGCCUCUCGAACCCGAGACUGCUGUACCUGUGGUUUUUGUUCAUCGCAGGGCUGCCGCUGCCGCUGCUGAUUUUCGGUGCGGGCAACUUUAGCAAUGCCGGCUGGUUCAGCUUCACGCCCGCGGUCAUCGGGCUGAUGCUGGUCAUCGAGACCUGGAUCAGGCGCAGCGAGAACCAGCUGUUGGGCCUCGACGGGCUGAAGUACGAUCACAAGUCGGCGUAG